UUAGGGUGGGGUUCCUUAUCCUAAUCCUCCCACUUUAAAAUUAUCUUAGACUAUUUUUGACAAGAAUAAAAGGAAUUUCAUUAGGUUAACACCGUAAAAUUAGGUUAAUGGUGGAAAUUUGGCCAAAUGUUGUAAGAUACAACAUUUACCUUUUAAUAGGUAGUUUCUUACAAUACUUUUAUAUAUAUUAGGUUUUAUUAGGUAGUUUCUGACAAAAAUCCUAACACAUAUGAGAAAGUUAAAAUUACUUAGCAGUGUAGUACGAGUAUUAACAAAAAAAGCGAAAUAUCCCUGCCAAAAACAGGCAUUUUAUUGGAGCCGCCUACUUAGACAUAUGAGUAGAUCAUUUUAGUGGUUCAAAAAACCAAAAGCUUACUCAUACUCCAAUUAAUGACCUAUCUUUACAAAAGAGUAAAAUCCCGAGUAAACAUGCUACGUCUAUUCCGUGUAAAUGGCUUCUCUUUUUUGACAUCUUCCAAAAUAUUAGUAACACCACAAGCAAAAAACAACCUAUUUGUUCCCAUAUACAACCCAAAUCGCUUCUGGAGAAGCAGUAACAUUUUGAGAAACAGUGACAAUUUCGGGGCAUCAAUAAAUUGUGCUUUGAAUCGUUCAUCAAAGGAUGUUAAUGAGAAUUCUACGGCAAGGCUCCAACAAGGAGAGUUUAUCAUUCCUAAACACGUCGCCAUAACCUUGGAUGGGUGCAGGAGAUGGCAUAAAGCCCGUGGCCUAGACCUUGAUUAUAAGUCUUUUUUUCAGGCUAACUUGAGGUUUGUUGAGUAUUGUCUUAAAUGGAAAGUUGCCACUGCCACAAGUUACAUCUAUGGACUUAGAAAUUUUAAGCUCCGAUCUAAGGAAGCGGUAGAUUUUUGUAUGGGGCAAUUUGAAACUUUUUUAGAGGAAGAAAUGGAAAAUCUUAAAAGGAAAGGAGUAAGAGUGUCAAUAGUAGGAGAAUGGUACUUGUUAUCCGACUCAUGUCAAGCCACAAUAAAGAAAGUAGAGGAAGCAACAAAACAAAAUACAAAACUUGAUUUAAUCUUAGCAGUAUGCUACACUUCACAGAGCGACAUAGUUCAAGCAACAAGAUAAAUUUGUCACAAAGUGAAGGAAGCAUUACAUUAGAAGAUGUUAAUGAAGAUUUGAUUGAACAACAUCUUUCUGCUUGUGGGUCUCGACCCCUUCCCGACCUAUACAUACGAACGAGCGGCCUACUCCGCAUUGGCAUGUUGAUGGGGUGGCAAGUUGGCGAUGUUGAGCUAUACUUUACCAACACCUGUGCACCUGACUUCGGCGAAGAUGAGUUCCUUGACGCUUUGCGUUCCUAUCAACAAAGGACUAAUAGGUUGUUUGGCCGUUAAAAUGAGAGCAAUAUAUUACAGUUUCUUCUGGCCAAUGUUGUUAAAUUUCUAGGUUGUGGUGCAUGCUUCUUGAUUGUUCUUAAAAUUGCGAGACACCUUAUAGUAUUUUUUAUUAAUCAUGAAAUAAUAGAGCCCCAAUGUCAAACUUUUUUUUUUUUAAUAAAAUAAAAAAAGCUUUCACUUUUAAGUAAAAUUAUGUGACGCCUCACUUUUUCAUAUCCUAUUUCAGAAUAAUAAAGUGUUUGUUUGAUUGACAUGAAAAUGUAUUGAAGUUAGAACAUG
Chenopodium quinoa (quinoa) is the source of this 1640-nucleotide messenger RNA. Its product is annotated as dehydrodolichyl diphosphate synthase 2-like. NCBI's taxonomy places the organism in Eukaryota, Viridiplantae, Streptophyta, Magnoliopsida, Caryophyllales, Amaranthaceae. Bases 391 to 1089 code for a protein of 232 amino acids. Gene Ontology annotation, cellular component: chloroplast stroma. The transcript is spliced from 3 exons. The record is from RefSeq and is a predicted model, not a curated record. Gene Ontology annotation, biological process: response to cold; plastid membrane organization; polyprenol biosynthetic process.